AUGAUUAUCCGCAGCACCUACUUCCAGCACAAACCUCGCUUCAGCUACACCUGGAGAUCACCGCAGAACACUUAUUCCCAGAUUGACCACGUUUUGAUCGACGGACGACACUUCUCGGAUAUCAUCGACGUCAAAACCCUCAGGGGUGCAAACGUCGACUCGGACCACUUCCUACUCAUGGUUAAGCUUCGCCAAAAACUGUCCGUGGCUAACAAGUCACGGUCACAGCCUACCCCGCGGCUAAACACGGACCGGCUGAAACUAGCUGAUGUGGCAGGGGACUACGCGGCAGCCCUCGGGGAGGCUCUGCCGGACGACGACGCAGUCACCACGAUGUCCCCCACAGCCCACUGGCGUAUAGUGGAGCGUGCCAUCAGCAAAGCAGCGGAACGACAUGUCGGCUACAUGACACGCAGCCAGAGGAAGGAGUGGUUCGAUGAUGAGUGCAGGCGAGCACUAUCCGAGAAGAAUGCAGCACGCGCCCGAAUGCUGCAACGGGAAACUCGUCAGAACGUGGCGAACUACAGACGGCUGAGGAGGCAGCAGACUCGACUGUUUCAGGAGAAGAAGCGUCUUCUGGGGGAGUCGGAAGAGCAGCAGAUGAAGCGGCUUACUCAGUCGGGGGAAACUCGUAAGUUCUACAGGAUGCUGAACGCGGCGCGGAGUGGUGAUGUCCGCAACAUCACAUUGUGCCGCGAUGCAGAGGGGAGUAUUCUGGCGGACGAACGAGAGAUGAUCGACAGGUGGAAGUGCCACUUCGACGGACAUCUUAACGGAGCACAGGCAAGAAACCUAGGUUUGGGGGUGGAAUGCAGAAUCGAGCAGCACAUCAGUCUGGUGGCAGGUGACGAAGUGCCCACGCCAUCUUUGGAAGAGGUAACUAGUGUCAUCAAGCAGCUGAAGAACAACAAAUCAGCAGGCAGCGAAGGCCUAGCUGCCGAGCUCUUCAAGAUGGGGCCGGAGAGGCUUGCCGUCAGUAUGCACCAGCUGAUCGUGAAAGUUUGGGAACAGGAAGAACUACCGGAGGAAUGGAAGCUGGGUAUCAUCCACCCAGUCUAUAAAAAGGGCGACAGGCUGGACUGUGGGAACUACCGUGCCAUUACAGUCCUGAACGCUGCCUACAAGAUCCUGUCCCGAAUUCUCUUCUGCAGACUUGCCCCACUUGCCUCAGAUUUCAUCGGGAGCUAUCAAGCCGCCGCGAAAUCGGUCGUGGAACCGGGAUCGGUGGAUGUGACUGUUGAUGCGAUGCCAAACAUUCACAUGCGUGACCUUGCGUGUGAGGAAUUAACUCGCAUAUUUGACAACAUUUCGCUGGCGAAGAAAGAGGUAAAGGCGCUGACUGCGGUACAGUGCAAAGUGUAUGGAAAAAAGGCGGAUAGUGCAUUAGAAGAACACAACAAGCAUUAUACAGAAAUUAUCAAUGUGAUAUCUCAGCGGAACUCUACUGAUAGUUAG
Molecule: messenger RNA, 1455 nt
Organism: Anopheles marshallii
Lineage: Eukaryota; Metazoa; Arthropoda; Insecta; Diptera; Culicidae
Exons: 2
Coding region: 1-1455 (484 amino acids)
Source: RefSeq, a predicted model, not a curated record